AAGCGAUCACCUCCGCUCCGCGCGCGCAUUAGCGGCAGCCUUGGCCCCCGCAGCAGGUGUUAGUGGCCAAUGACCCUGCUUAAUCCUGUUUGACCCUCCAACCAAGUGACGUGGGAGGAGCUGUCGAACGUCAUGCAUGCAAACAACGCGUCUCUCUUGUUUGCUGUGCACGCCGCAGAUUCUAGGCCCAAUUCGCAUCCUUGCGAUCGACCACUUACUGAUCCACGAUCCUGGUUUUGGAUUCAUGUUUUUACCCCACCUGCAUCCACAGCGGUCAGGUAUCAACAAUUGCUGCAACUCAAAUUGAGAACCGAUAGCCGACGUCAACAAAGCGCCCACUACGGACCCUUUUAUCACCUCCUUCUCAACACUAUCCGACGGGUUUACUGCAGCCAUGGACAACAUGGGACCCCUCGCCCACACGCUGAACGCCUCUGGUGGCACAGAGUCUGCUGGGUUCCUCAACGACCUCGUCGCUCAGCUUUGGCCCAACAUCAACAUUGCCGGUUGUAACAUGGUGAAGGAUAUCGUCGAGCCCAUCCUGGCCUCUACUCUUCCAGGCCCACUGAAAAAUUUGAAGUUCGUCAAGAUCGAUUUGGGUGAUGUUCCCAUGCAUCUCUCGGAGGUAGAUACCCACAAGACCUCCGCUGGAGGAAUCCAGCUGGAAAUGGACGUGACUUGGGAAAGCAAGAGCGACAUCGAGCUAGACGGUAGCAUGGUUCCCAAGAUUGGCAUCGAGCGCAUUCAUCUCAAGGGAAGACUCUCAGUCCUCCUCGCUCCCUUAACGAACGUGAUCCCUUGCAUUGGCGCUGCCCAGGUUGCUUUCAUCAACCCUCCGAAGCUCGAUCUCGACUUUACCGACGCUGCAAACAUUGCCGAUCUGGGUAUCAUCUCGGGCACUGUUCGUCAAACAAUCCUAGGCAUCAUUGGCGGCAUGGCUGUUCUUCCCAACCGCUUCCUUGUCAAACUUGACAACACCAGUGACUGGUUCAAGACCUACCAACCCCAUAUUGGCGUCGUACGCCUGACCAUAGAACGAGCAGUCGGUGUCUCGGGACCGAAGAAGAGCGGCGCGAAACGACUUCUCGCCAAGAUUAUCAAAGACGUACCUGACUGCUAUUGCAAAGUGACUGUCGGUGCUGAGGAGGUGUGGCGAACCUCGACCAAGAAGAACGACCAUGAUCCGGAAUGGAACGAGACGCACGAUUUCCUUGUCUCGGACUUUGACCAGAACAUCGUCCUUGAUGUUGACGAUGAUGAUGUUGGUGCUGACGAUGACAUUGGCGAGGGCUCCAUUUCCAUCAAAGAUAUUCUGCUGGGUGGUGGAAGCAAGGACAUUGCUCUUUCGCACAAAGGCGAACGCACUGGAGCUCACCUAACGGUGCAUGCCAAGUUCUUCAACCUCGUGAGCGAUGCCUCGGCACUCUCUGCCUCGGAAAGCCAAGGAGAAGGCCAGUUCUGUGGUCUGGCUACCAUACUCAUCGCCAGUGCACUUGGCCUCGAUGGGAAGCGUGAUGAGCUCAACCCCAGCGUCAAGGUGACAUGGGGCGCUAAGGAGUUCCGCACGGCAAUAAAGACAUACACGCCGGGCACUGACAUCUUCAACCCUUCCUUCGAUCAGGCGUUUCGCUUCCCUGUCACAAGGGAUCUGCUGGAUAGCCAAGCAAGUUUCAGGAUUGCGUUGCUGAACAAGGAGACUGAGACUGGUGCUGUCGAAAUCCCCUUCGCGGAUGUGCUCAACGGACCAGACAGUGGUGUUGUAGAUGCCUUCGAUGUCGGCAAUGGCGCGACUGUGAGAGCUAGUGUGACCCUAAAAGGCCUCAAGAUUGCCCAGUAGCGGAGCUUAGGCACUGGGCG
This is a messenger RNA of Paraphaeosphaeria sporulosa, 1857 nucleotides long. RefSeq names its product C2 domain-containing protein. Lineage: Eukaryota; Fungi; Ascomycota; Dothideomycetes; Pleosporales; Didymosphaeriaceae. Gene Ontology annotation, molecular function: lipid binding. The record is from RefSeq and is a predicted model, not a curated record. The transcript has 6 exons. Bases 395 to 1837 code for a protein of 480 amino acids.